AUGACAGAACACGAACUUAUCGAGGAUUCCGAUGAGGAAUCUCAUGAUUCUGAGGAUAUUUCGAGGGAUUACCUUAGGAUAUCACUAGUACUCUCAUUCUUAACUCAGAAGGAACUUUCGAUCAACUUGGUGGAUCCCAUUUUACCCUUUGAAGUGUCGCUUUUGAAGCUCAUCACCAGGGUUAGCGAGGGAACGAGGACUGAAAUAGAUUUAAAUUCAAUCAAGGUCACCCCUGGGAGGAUAGUCGGGGGAGAAUUCAGCUUCGAGUGCGACAAGUCGAUGCCCCUCACCUACUACCUGGAGCCGCUGGUGUUGCUCCUGCCGUUUGCCUCGAAACCGACGACCGUCACGCUAAAGUUCCCGAGUUACGGGGACAGGGGCACGAGUAAAACUGGUUCCCUGGACGACGAGUUCUUAAACACCGAGUAUUACAGCAGUCUCGAGUGCUUCUCCUCAGUCUCGACAAUUCUGUUGCAGCUCGUUGGCUGUACCUGCAACUUCAAGUACAAGGAGCCGUUCGAAGUAGUGUUCAGCUGCAGCCCCGUGAAGAAGGUGGCGCCCAUCAACUUGACGAAGUCGCCAAAGGUAAAGAGGGUGAGGGGAUCGGUGACCGUGAGGAACAUUCAGCCGAACCUGGGGAAGAGGGCCAUUAUUGGCGCCAAGAAGGUUCUGGACAUCGUGUGCGACAACUCCUUUAUAUACCUCUCGUCGCCGCCCGGCAAGUUUAAGCCGUACUUGACCAUGUCCCUUGUCGCAGAGGGCACCAACAGCUGCAUAUUCACGUCCAACCUAACUGUGUCCCUCAACGCCACCACCAGUCCUAACACAAAUACUGGUACUAAUACCAAUACCAGUACCUAUACCAGUACUAAUACCAAUAAUAAGGCCACCAAUCGCAACACUGCUACCAGCUCAUCUGGCAGUAAACCCCGCAGUAACGCUUCCGACGAGGGCCUGAUGGAAAAGUGUGAACGGAUGGGAGAGCAGUGCGCACGUCGCCUCUGCUCCGAGAUCAGCCUCGACUCAGUCGUCGACACCUGCCACGAGCACCUGUUUCUCCUCUUCAUGGCCCUGGCCGAGGACCACAGGGUCAGCCAGAUCCGACUCUCCAAACUCACGAGGUACGCAGUGCACUGCCUGCGCUUCGUCAGGACGUACCUGGGCGUCGUCUUCAAGUUCGAGGAGCUCGAGGACGAGCAUGUGCUCAUCGCCAAGUGCAUAGGCUCCAACUACCAGAACAUCAACGUCGAGUCCUUCUAA
This is a messenger RNA of Theileria orientalis strain Shintoku, 1260 nucleotides long. Its product is annotated as RNA 3'-terminal phosphate cyclase. Lineage: Eukaryota; Apicomplexa; Aconoidasida; Piroplasmida; Theileriidae. Gene Ontology annotation, molecular function: RNA endonuclease activity. The record is from RefSeq and is a predicted model, not a curated record. The coding region runs from base 1 to 1260 and encodes 419 amino acids. Gene Ontology annotation, biological process: endonucleolytic cleavage of tricistronic rRNA transcript (SSU-rRNA, 5.8S rRNA, LSU-rRNA). The transcript has 4 exons. Gene Ontology annotation, cellular component: nucleolus.